ACCUUUUCAGUAUAACAAGUCCACCAGAUGGCACCUUUGCCAUCAAUCUGACCAUUUCCAUCUAAUGUCAAGUUAUUGACACUGUAGAAGGUUAUAAGGUUGUCUGCUUCUGAUGCCCAAAUGUAGUUUGGUGCCACAAUGUUACCAUCCAUCUGGAGAAUGUCAAUUCAGAAUUCAUGCUACAUUAGCUUCUUGUACCGGCUUAAAAAGAAGCUUCUUAUGUGGAACCGUUGAAUUUAAUUUGUUUCAACAAGAAUGUCCUUCCUCCAGGGAUGAUCAAGAUCGGCCAGCCUUCAUUGUUGCAGGUCUCUUCCCAUGCCGCCAGGAACGCCUUCUCAGCAGAGAAGAUGCAUGGAAAGUGGCAUUGAAAUCCAAGACGUUGUAUAACGGCCGUUUCUGUGCUUCAGACGAACGGGUCAACACGAGCAACAACACAAAGGGUUCUCGAACACAUGCACGUCAUGCACGCAAGCCUUCAAGCCCUGGCAUGCAGAAGUACUGGGAGAAGAACAGCAUGUGUACAUAUAUCAAUAUCAUUCAGGACAGGUGACUCGAUCGAUCACAAAAUUCACU
Messenger RNA from Oryza sativa Japonica Group (Japanese rice), 573 nucleotides. Lineage: Eukaryota; Viridiplantae; Streptophyta; Magnoliopsida; Poales; Poaceae. The record is from RefSeq and is a predicted model, not a curated record.